Messenger RNA from Coturnix japonica (Japanese quail), 5480 nucleotides. NCBI's taxonomy places the organism in Eukaryota, Metazoa, Chordata, Aves, Galliformes, Phasianidae. The record is from RefSeq and is a predicted model, not a curated record.
CAAAGGGGCGGGACGUCGAGCAGCCAAUGGGAUACGAGCGCUGAGGCAGGGCGGGUGCUUGCAGUGUGCGUUACGGUGCGUGGCGGUGGCUGAGGUUUACUUUCAUUUGGCGGAAGGUUGGAUGUUUAAAUGGCCUCAGAAGGGCAAAGUGAGGAUGCUGAGCAUCUGUCUGAGCCUCCUAUAGUUCCUACUUGGUUUAACAACUCAUUUCGAUGGGGAGACAUUCUUGCUGCAGUGAAAGACCAUCUCCCGUCUCUGGACUCUGAUUCUUCUACAUCUGACUGUGAGAGUGAUGAGGAGCUUUUCAUCUUCCAUCGAGACCAACCCAACUUGAUUCCUGACCUGUCAGAUGAGCUACUGGAGUUUUCCCUGGAAGACUCAUAUGAGCAGGUUAUGACUGCUAAAGCAGAAGGAAAUAAGUGGAAUGGAGAUCUGAAGAAUCUUGGCCAUCAGGAAAAAACAGAUGGUGCCCAAGUCAUUGCAAAAGAAUAUGUUCAAGUGAUUAAAGAUGAGGCUUCCAAACUUUCCAGCCAUACUGAAGAAAUUCCAAGCCAAAAGGAAGCUGUUCUUGAAGGGUAUCUUGCAGAUUCCACAGAUGGACUUGAAGAGGAAAAACCAGGAAGGCAACAGGCCAGGGAAAAAGGGAACUCUUGCCUUAAUACAUCAUUAUUACUGGAGGAACUGUGCAAUAAAAAAGAGACAAGAAAGCUGAUAGAGACAAAGAUACUCUCAAAAAUAUUUCUAGAACCAUCAUCAGGCCACUCUGAGCUAAAUAAUAAACCUCCCUCAAGUGGCAUUAGCAAAAGUCUAGAAAGAAAUGCUAAAGAAGAAAGUUCUGCAGCUGACCGUCUUCAAGAACUAACCUGUCUGUCAGUGCAGAACACUGAGAACUGGGAUCUAGACAAGACUUCUGCAGAGCUGAAGCAGCAGAAAAAUGCACAUAAUACUCAUGCAGGAAUAGCCUUCUCCUCAGCAGAUUAUGUAACCUUCAGAGGUAGAUCUGAAAAGCAGCUCAUGGAAAAACUGGAAGAGCUGUGUGACAGGCAGUCCCGGACACUGUUUUCACACUGCAGGUGGCCGUCAGCCAAAAUCUCCAUUCAAGAAGAGCAAGAGAACAAGAAGGAUGUUGCCUUCCUCUCAUCUUCACCAAGCUCUCUGAGGAUGGAUACAGUGAGAUUGCAGUGCCUGCCAGAGCCUCCAACUGUGUACAUAGAUUUAAGAGAUGCUGAACCACAGAAGUCAGUAACAUUCUCUGAUGAGAAACAGAGUGCAGGUGACAGCUCCACUGAUGAAGAUGAGACUAUGACUGUUAUGGACAAAGAAGAAAGGGAAAUCAGGAAGAAUUGCUCAGGGAAGUGCCUGCUACUGCACCAACUUCGUAGAGCCCGUAAAGAGGACUCAGAGCUUCUUCACAAAGCAUCUGCCCCAGCUGAAAGACUCAUGGACAUAAAAUGGGAUCCAGGAAGUCUGGAAGAGAUGGAUGCCUUUAAAGUCAGUCAAAAUCUUCAAGUGAGAGAAGGGAUGAAUGAGGUCAUUUCCAGGAAACUGGUGAGGUUGGAGCCAGAGAGAAGAAAUACCUCCUUGUCGAGCCAGAGAGACAAUGGAGCUGAUAUAGAAAUAAAAAAUGUAAUGGAAGAUGAGAAGGUUCAACAUUCAGGAAAUGCUUCAGAAUCUCCCCUACCUACAAAAGAAUUUCCAAGGACUGAAGAAAGUGACCGACAGCUAUCCCGAAAGGAAGAACAGAUGAAAGAGAAACACAUGGGACGUGGAUCCCAGGAGCAGCUGGAGAGAUCACAGCCUCAGCAGUUGGUUACUGGAAAGCAGCCCAUGGCAGAGAAAGCACCUGUUUUGUUCCACAUGGGAACCUCUUAUUUGCCAGUUGUUGACGGGUUGCCUGGACUGGGCAGUGUGAGAGAUGUAGUUUGGCUGCUGAGUUGUGGCCGGGUACCCACAGAUGAGAGCAGUGGGCAGAUGCGCGGCACUGCACUGAGAGCAGCUGACACCUCCCGUGCCCUUGUGACAUGGCUUCUAUCUCUGGUGCCUCCUGUGAUAAUGAAAGGACCCAAAGGUCCAUUUCAGGCAAUAGGUCUACAGCAGAACCAGCAAGAGGAUGAAUUGGCCCUGUCUGCUUGUCUCAUGCCAACGGAUGAAUCUCCAGCCCAGGACUUGAUGCUGAUUAAAGAAAAGUUAAAGAAGAUUAAACGACCAAGUGUAAGAUCAAGGCUGACAGACAAUGAAUUGCAGGACAAACCACAACUUGACAACCUUGUCUUCCAGAAGCUGCACUCCUUUCUGGGCUCUGGCCUUGCUUAUGAGGCAUUACAGUCACAGCAAAUCCUUGCAGUGGAGGAGGUGUUUGCAGUGCUGAGCAGGUUUUACAGGCACACUGUUGAAGCUGAUGUAAAAUGCUUCCCUAAUGGCAAUGACAUUGAGGCCUGCAGAGACACUGACAGCAAGGUUGCCAUGGUGUUGCUGUUUGAAACCCUCUCCCGAAGAUCCCCAGCUGCCCAUCACAUGCUGCAGCUGGAGCUCAGCUCUGGGCUGGGUACCCGUGGACUCCACCUGCUGUGCUCUCAACGUGAUGUAUUGCUCUCUAGCUCAGAAAAACUGCUUCGUUCCUAUGCUUCAGAGAGUGACAAGGUGCUGGCAUCAGGUGUGAGAGGGCCUAAAGGAAUUCACACCUUGCAGAAUACCAUUGGGCCAACUGACCUGCAGCUGGUUGGCACGACAGACUGCAGUAACAUCAAUGCCAUCUACUGCACAAGCCACGCAGAGCCUCUUGUCUACCUGUCCCAGCAGGACAGCCAUGUGCACAGGGAGCUGUGCCUCUGGUUUGGAGGGAGGGCUGCUGAUGCAGCACUGCGUGGUGGUAUCCUGGAUCCAGCUUCCAGAUGCAACAGAACAAGGUCUCAGAGUCCUUCAUCAACUAGAGCAGAAGAAGAUGAAGAGCAGGAUCAUCUCCUGGGCGUGGUGCAGUCUCUGCCUCCGGCGAUGCUCAUCUCACCUACCAAUGAGAACAUCAUUUUGACAGUGUCACCUCUGGUAUCUCCUCAUGUGUAUGGUAACGUGAUUUCGAUCUGUACUCAUCGUGGGUUUGCUCUGCAAGGAAUCAGGCAACUGCAGCUUUCACACAAGGAAGCCAUUGCACUGAGCAUGACAGCAAGUCAGAUUGCUGUAUUUUGCCCUGGCAAGAUUUCUGGUUUACCUGAGAACAGCUCUGCAGGAGGAGAGCUUUCUGCUGCACCACGCAUGCACUCCCUUGUCCUGUUGCUGAGAAAGGAGGAUGCUGGUCGUCAUGUUCUUGCAUUGCUGAAAGGACUGAUGAAUGAACUGGCAAAGCAAGGCCUGCUUGGUAGCAGACAGAGCAGCCUGCCUGCCACAGCCAGGCUGGAUCCCUUCAUGUGCUUCCAUGUGGCUUCUUACACGGAGAACUUGAAGGAGAUGCUGGGAGGAAACUUCAGUGCAGUUCCAGACCCGUGUAACAUUCCUCUGGAUUUCUUCUGCGAUCGAAUAUUUGCUUCUGAUCCUGAAAUGGAGCAAGUGGUCCUGCUGACACUGGUUGGGAUGGAUGCUAUCAGCAGUGCUGGGGAGCUGCUUGGCCAGAUCCUUCCUGGGAGCGUUAAUCAGGCUCAGAAUGCAGAAGGACCUGAUUCAGGGUUUGAGCUGCUGGGUCUCAAGUGGUUGCCCCAUCUCACUCGACGUCAGGCAAAAGAAAUAACCCCUUUUGAGGUUGGAGAUGCUUCCUGGCAAAGAAGCCUUGUUACACUGAUGUCUAAUCCAGUUCUUGUGUGUGCGUUACGGCGGAUCAAUGCCUUCCAAGUUCUUGAAGAUGCAUUAAAGAGGCUAACACAGUGCAGGGAGGAGCUAAGCAAAAGUGAUGGUGCUCUGCAGAGAGUAAUGGCCAUGACCCCAGAGGUAACAUUCAGACAAGCCAUCCUUUUCUUCACAGAGAAGGAUCUUGUAGCUGAUCCAGAACACCGCCCAGCUGCCAAAUACCUGCCACCGCCUGGCAAGGGAUCCACAGCCAGAGUGGAAGAGACCCAGAGGUGCCACGCAGAAUCACUCUUUGCCUACUUGCAUGCAGGAGCCCAGAUCCUCUGCACGGUGCUGCUGAUCAAACCUGGUGCCUGGAGCCAACAUCUUGUGAGGAUCCUCCAAAAGCUCCACCUAGAGAAAUUCACAGUGGUUGGGAUGAAACACGUGCACCUGGAGCCAGGCAUCGCCUUAGGACUCCUUCCUUCUGAAGCAAAGCAGGUGUGUGAUGAGAUGGAUGGAUGUUGAAAUGUUGCAUCUAGAGCUUUGGGAAGCUUAUAUAGAUGGAGACGUCAUCAGUGUUCUGCAUCUCCCAGUGAGAAGUCCUGAUGACGUCUCAGAAAAGUGGAUUAUGCGCAUAUAUUUGAAACUAUCAAAUAUUUCCAAGCCUGAAGGGCUUACUUAGUGUUAUAUGGGACCGAAUGAAUGGCACGCACUCGCAGUGUGCUGUGACAUGUUGCUGUCUGAGCUCGAAUCACAGCACAGCUCUGAUACUUCCCUCUGUGUUCCUGCAGUGCAUCCAUCCCUGUUGGCCUUUGCCUCUUGUUCCCACGGGCUGGGAGCACUCACAGAUAUCACAGAUUAUAUCAGACCCCUUAUCUCAGCAACCAGCUUAAGCACGGGGCACCUCAGAUUGUUCUGCAUUUCCAAAUACAGAGGAGAAGAUUGGGAUCGAGCCAACCAUUUUUCUUUUAUAGCCUACUUAUAAAAAGGCAGUUUAAGGGGAAUUGCGAGAGAGGGAAGAUUUGGGUCAAAGUCAGUGAAUGGCUUCAUGGGAUAGAAAAACAAAAGAUGCCUCAAAGUGUUUUAUUUUCAUAUUCUUGAAUGAAAGGAUGGGAUUUUCUUUUGGAAAUGUUUUAUCUCGAGAGUUGCUGUUCUCUGGAGCUUUGAAAAGAUUAGAAAAGAGAGGGAUGAAAACCUUUUUGGGACUGAAUGAUGGGAUUCAGCUGAAUCAAGCAAGAGUUUUUCCUCCAGCUUUUAAUUUCUUCCAGAAAAAAAAUUGGAUAUAAAAGUAAAUAACCACAGCUUGGUUUAGCCAACAAGCUGCAGGUGUUGGCAUGGAGCUGCUCUGUAUGCUGGCAUUGCUGCACUUGGUCGCUUGGAGGGCAGGAAUGCAGAGCUGGGUGCUCCUGCCACUUCUUUAGGAUGAAGGGCUCAGAAAGAGCCUGCAGCUGCUGUGGACCUCACAGUCAAUGGAAACAUCUGCAAAGAACCAGGCUUUGCUUAAUGAGAACAGCAGGGCCUUGGACUGCUUUGCUCCUUUGCCACCUUCUGCCCUGGGCUCAUGCUGUUUUUUCUCAAGACUUCUCACUCAUUACAUCCAUCUCUGCCCAACAAAUCCCUCUCUUGUCACUAGCACAAAUGGGAAGAGAAAGCAAGGAAUGAUGUCAGAUCUGUUCGCUUCAGAGGUGUUUGGAGCCAAAGGAAGGUUGGGAUCCAGGACUUAU